Durusdinium trenchii is the source of this 2115-nucleotide messenger RNA. The record is from the annotation of a GenBank genome assembly. Lineage: Eukaryota; Dinophyceae; Suessiales; Symbiodiniaceae.
AUGGGAAGCGUUGUGACCCACUGCUGUCGCAGGGAAGUUCCGGAUGCAAAUGAUCUGAAGAAUGAUCGGCCGGUCAUCACGGGGGGUCUCCUCAGUGGGGCUGCACCGCCGGCUCUUCUUCUGCAGACACCGCUCGAAGUGGAAAGAUGUGAUGAGCCGCGUGCCGUGCGGCCCAAAACCCGCACCUCCUUUGCGGCUGGGCGCUCAGUUACGGAGCAGCUUGGCUUCAGCCUCUAUGAGGCUUUGCCAUCGGAGACGCAGUGGCUCAACGAGGCGGUGGAUCGUUUGUGGGAGUACAUCGAGCAGGCCAUUCGAAAGCUGCUCCAAGAAGAUAUCACCAAGAAAAUCCGUGAGGAUUCUGAGCAGUCUUUGCUGAAGACGUUUGAGUUCACGAGCUGCAAUUUUGGGCGGGCCCGGCCGAAGUUCGGGCAGAUGAAGGUCCGGUCCAAGGGGAACUUGUUGGAGUUUUUCCUUGAGCUGGAUUGGGAUGCUCCCGAGUCUGACAUUGCAGUUUCCUUGGGGUCAAUGAAGCUGGGCAUGCAGCAUCUCAAACUCACUGGCUCUUUGCUGUUGGUUUUUUCGCCCUUGCUGGAAAAACUGCCCUUGGUCGGUGGCCUCAGUGUGACCUUCCCCGACAUCCCAGAGUUUUCCUGGACCUGGACUGGCUCGGCGGGCCUGGGCAUCCGCAGCAUCGCUGCGACGUUGGACCAGGUCAUGGCUUUGGACAUCAACAAAAAAAUUGUCCAGGCCAUUUUUGAACAGUUAGUGGUGCCAAAUCGAGUUUACGUGGACAUUGCCCAGUUGGCGCAGGAACGACAGCUGCCCAAGGAAGAGCGCAUUGAAAACUAUCGCUCACCUGACCCAAUUGGCGUGCUUUACAUUACGAUUUGGGAGGCGCGGGACUUGCCUGCAGCGGAUAUCAGCUUGCGGGGCUCCUCCUCAGAUCCCUAUGUGGUGGUGAAAGUGGGAAACAACAGUUGGCAAACAAUCAAGAGGACCCGAACCUUGAGACCAGUUUGGGGUCCGGCGCAUUCCAUGGAUUUUUUGGUCUUUCACAUGGAGCAACACGUUUGUGUCGACGUCUUCGAUUCCGACAUGCUGAGCUUCGAUGACUUGCUGGGAUAUGUGUGCACGACGAACACACGCAGACCUAGGAUCUCAGAUGUCAUUCCAGAGGUUGGCGAAGAAGACACCCGAGAGUGGGAUUUGCAUAACAAACAUGGCAAGUUGGGAGGCAAGCUGAAGAUGACAUGUCGUUUUCGAGAGCUCCGAGACAUCUCAGAGCGGGCUUUUGUUGAGCCUCAGUGGUUAACCUGCAACAACUGUCAGGAUCCGCUGCAGGAGAGCAAAAGCCUCAGAGCCUGCUCCUUGUGUGGCAGUCGUCCUUCGUCCCAGUUUCUAAGGUGUGGCAGUUGCUUCUCGGCCAAUGAUGCGCGCUUUGAGUGUGCCAAGGACAACUUCCGCUGUUGUUCUCAGUGUUGGCAGGAGCGUCGUCCAGCAGCAGCCAUGCUCCGGGUGUGUCUCAGAGAGGGCCUGGUGCCUGCGGAUGACGUUUUAGAUGGUGCCGGCGUGGCGCUUGGAGUCAAAGUGGAAGGAACUACCCAGUGGUCAGCUCCUGGAGUGCGACCCACCUACGACAACAUGGCAGAAAAGUCGGAGGCACAGAGGUGGAUCCGCAACCUCUGCGAGAGCUUCGACAAAGCAUCUGUGGCGAAGUGUCUGGAGAUCUCCGCCGAGCAGGUGCAGGAGGCAGUGAACAAGGCUAAGGACAGGGACGAGACGAGGGCGUCUGACCUCAUUGGCCAUGAGGCGGUGAUUUGGGAUCAUGCCUUGCACUUCUUGGUUCGUGAUCCCCACGAAGAGCUCCAAGCGACGGUGAUCUACCAGGGAAAGUCCAGAACUGCAGAUCAAGUUCCCUUGUUCCCAAAGAAGGUCAGGGAGUCCUUGCGGGUGAGCAGAGGCGACCGAGGUGCCGCGCGUGCUGAUCGCCGUGGAUUGCCGAUGUCAGAGGAGCCGCUGGAAGUGACUUGGACCAUCAACCUGGAUUCCGCUCGGACGGCCAGCAUUUUUGCAGAUGUUGCCCUCCAUGGACUCCUUCCACUCGGAAGCACCUAG